Messenger RNA from Musa acuminata AAA Group (dessert banana), 1110 nucleotides. Its product is annotated as putative F-box protein At1g65770. NCBI's taxonomy places the organism in Eukaryota, Viridiplantae, Streptophyta, Magnoliopsida, Zingiberales, Musaceae. Bases 1 to 1110 code for a protein of 369 amino acids. The record is from RefSeq and is a predicted model, not a curated record. The transcript has 2 exons.
AUGGAAGCGGAACUGUCGGAGGGUGAAAGCGAAGAGAGGGCUCAAAGCAAGAAACAAGAGAUAGAGGAGAGGGCUGAUUGGUCGAACCUCAAAGCUGAUGCGUUGAAACUCAUCGCCGAUCGACUGAUCAUCAAUAUCACCGACUACAUCUGUUUUCGUUGUGUUUGCAAGGCAUGGCGUGCCACCAACCCUCGGAGCCGCUCGCACCCUCCCCAGCUCCCGUGGCUUGUUCUGGGAUGCGAAGAUGACUUCGACCGUCUCGUCUUCUACUCCUUCUCGGACUCGAGAGUCCACAAGAUCAAGCUUCCAACGAUCGGUGAUAUGGUCGUCAUCAAUGGCUCGUCCGAUGGAUGGCUCGUCCUCGAAGAUAGACCUUCCUCGAGCAUCUCUCUUCUCAAUCCUCUCACAGGUGUUCAAAUCCAUCUCCCAUCGGCCCCAGGUCAACUGAGGAGCACUCAUGACAAUGCCGAUACGAGCAUCACAAAGGAAUUCAUGCAAGCACUGAUUUGGAAGAUUUCGAUGUCUUCAAACCCACUGGCGACCGAUCAAGAUUGCACCAUGAUUGUUAUCGCCUCUUGGAACCGUGCUCUCCUAUCCAUUCGUUUCGGGCACGACGAUGACUGGAGCUUGCUAGAUGACACGACCGUGUACCUCGAUGUCAUCUACUUCAAAGGAAGCUUUUAUGCUAUAGAUUACACCGCACAAGUCUUCGUGUUCGACUCCCAACUCAAGAAGGUGGCCAUCACCGAGCCUCGACAAGAAUCGACCGACACGUUAUGGCAGUUCGCAGAGUUAUCAGGUGAGCUCGUAGUCCUUGGAAACAUGGUGUCCGAGAACCCUAUCGUCGAUGAGUGGGAAGGUACUAUGACGUUCACGACGGAGAGGAUCGAUAUCUUAAAGUUGAACAUGGAAGGUGUGAAGGUCAAGCACAACAUGCUUUGGGAAUGCCCAAAUGGAGUCAGGGUACUACCCGACCUCCCCAUCUCACAUAAUGAGGUGGGGAGGUUGGGCACCCUAACCCUCUCGUUGCCCAAGGUGAGGCAGUCAGGUACCUUGACACUCAUUUGGGCACUCCAAAGCAUGUUGGUCAAGCACCCCUACUCCCCUUGA